Condylostylus longicornis is the source of this 2188-nucleotide messenger RNA. Its product is annotated as beta-galactosidase-like. Bases 198 to 2165 code for a protein of 655 amino acids. The record is from RefSeq and is a predicted model, not a curated record. Lineage: Eukaryota; Metazoa; Arthropoda; Insecta; Diptera; Dolichopodidae. Gene Ontology annotation, molecular function: beta-galactosidase activity. Gene Ontology annotation, cellular component: vacuole. Gene Ontology annotation, biological process: carbohydrate metabolic process. The transcript has 7 exons.
AUGUUUUGCAUUGCAAUUUCAUCUUCUUACUGAAAUCUAAAGUACACAACUACUAAUUAACUAUUUAUUUAAAUACAUACACAAAUAUUUAAUUACUAAUAUAACAAUAUUUGAAAUAAAGAGAAAUAUUGACAAUUCUCUUAUAUGGUAUAAAGCUUACUUACAUACAUAUUAUUUACUUAUAAACAAAAGCAAAAAUGAUAACUUUAACUAGUCGAAUUUUAAUUAUCAUGGUGACCGUAGCAUUGAUUAUUUUAAGUUUAGGUAUACCGAUUUCAAUGGUUUUAACCUAUAAUGACGACACGCAAUCAAAUGUAAGAUCAUUUACAAUUGAUUACAAAGCAAAUAAAUUUUUAAUGGAUGGUAAAGAAUUUCGUUAUGUUGCUGGAUCAUUUCAUUAUUUUCGUGCUUUACCAAAUACGUGGAGAGCAAAAUUGAGAACAAUGCGUGCUGCGGGUUUAAAUGCUGUAGAUACAUAUGUUGAAUGGUCGUUACACAAUCCUGAGGAAUCAAUUUACAAUUUUAAUGAGAUCGCGAACGUUGAGAGGUUUAUUCAAAUUGCCCAAGAAGAAGAUUUGUAUGUAAUUUUACGCCCAGGACCAUAUAUUUGUGCUGAAAGAGAUAAUGGUGGUUUACCAUAUUGGUUGUUCAGUAAAUAUCCAAACAUAAAAAUGAGAACCAGUGACAGUGAUUAUUUAAAUGAAAUUAAAAUAUGGUAUUCAAUUUUAAUGCCAAAAAUGGAAAAAUAUUUAUAUGGAAAUGGUGGACCUAUAAUAAUGGUUCAAGUUGAAAACGAAUAUGGAGCUUUUCCAGCAUGUGAUAAAAAAUAUUUAGAAUGGCUUCGUGAUGAAACUAAAAAAUAUAUUCAAAAUAAAGCAAUAUUAUUUACAACUGAUAUUCCAGAUGAAACAAUUAGUUGUGGUAAAAUCGAUGGAGUUUUUGCUACAACAGAUUUUGGAGCCGAUAGAGUGCAUGAAAUGGAUCAAAUAUGGAAAACAUUACGCACUGUACAACCAAAUGGACCACUUGUUAAUUCGGAAUUUUAUCCCGGAUGGUUAACACAUUGGCAAGAAGAAAAUCAAAGAAGAGAUCCAGAUGUUAUAGCAAAUGCUCUACGUGAUAUCCUAAAAACAGGAGCUAGUGUUAACAUUUAUAUGUUUUUUGGAGGAACCAAUUUUGGUUUUACAGCUGGCGCCAACGAUUGGGGUCCUGGUAAUUAUACAGCUGAUAUAACAUCAUAUGAUUAUGAUGCUCCUAUGGAUGAAUCUGGUGAUCCAACUCUAAAAUAUCAUAAAAUUCGUGAAGUAAUUAGUGAAUUUUUACCCCUUCCAAACAUACCUGUUCCAGAAAUAUCAAAGAAAAUGUCUUUUAAACCCAUUCCCGUAACACCGAUAGUAAACUUAUUUACAAAUAUUUUAGAACCAAAAUUAUUUGAAAAAACUGUAGAAUCAAAAAAUCCUAAAGGAUUUGAAGAACUUAAUCAUGGUUUCGGUUUUAUGGCAUACGAAACAAAAUUACCAAACUUAAAAAUUGAUCCAACUAUUCUAACAAUUAACGGAUUACAUGACCGUGCUCAAAUAUAUAUUGAUAAUAAUUUUAUUGGUACUUUAUCAAGAGACAAUAAUAUUAAAUAUUUACCAAUAAGUGCUGGUUCUGGUGAAAAACUUCAGAUACUAGUAGAAAAUCAAGGCAGAAUAAAUUUUCAUGAUUUAAAUGAUAGAAAAGGUAUUUUAGGUAACGUUACUAUACAAGGUCAAAAUGGAGUUUUAGAAGAGUUACAUGAUUGGACUUCAAAAUCAAUUCCACUUAAAAGUGAUCAUUUGGAAAAUAUUUUUGAGCAAUAUAAAAAUUCUGUAAAUCCAAUUGAAGUGAAUAAAAAUGGUUUAUUAUUGAAUGGUCCUUCAGUAUUUGUUGGAAAUUUAAUUAUAGAAGAAACAAGUAUACUUGAUACAUACAUAGAUUUUUCUGGUUGGGGUAAAGGUGUUGCAUUCGUAAAUUUUUUUAAUAUUGGAAGAUAUUGGCCAUUAGUUGGCCCACAAAUAACAUUGUACGUUCCAAAAGAAUUACUAAAAACUGGUUCAAAUCCUAUAUUGAUUGUAGAAUUGGAAAAAGUUCCAAAUGAUCGUAAUAUACGUUUUACAGAUACACCAAAAUUGGAUGGAUGAAAAUUUAAAUAAAAAAAUUAAAA